AUGCCACAUAUAGACAGUUACGAUGGAGUCAAGGAUCCUCUAGAUCACUUAGAGACCUUCAAAACCUUGAUGCACCUUCAAGGAGUUGCAGACAAGAUCAUGUGUAAGGCCUUCCUUACAACGUUGAAGGGUGCUGCGAGAAUUUGGUUCAGUCGGUUAAUGUCUGGCUCUAUCAGUACUUUCAAGGAGCUGAGCGCUCAGUUCACUUCGCACUUCAUAGGAGGACACAGAUACAAGAAGUCAACUGCAUGCCUAAUGAACAUUAAGCAACAAGAAGACGAGACGCUGAGGUCCUACAUAACUCAUUUUAACAAGGAGGCUUUCUCAAUUGACGAGGCGGACGACAAGAUACUCGUGGCAACAUUCACUAAUGGGCUACGAAAGGGUAAGUUCCUAUUUUCUCUAUAUAAGAACGAUCCAAAGACCAUGUCGGAAGUGCUUUACAGGGCUACCAAGUAUAUGAACGCGGAGGACGCACUGUUGGCCCGCGAAGAUAAGCCCAAGAAAAGAGAAAGACAAGAGGAUACACGACAGGAUAGGGGGUGCAAAAUGGCUAGGACCGGAGAUCGACAGGAUGAUAGACGCUCCAAACCCCCCACUGGGAGCUUCACCCCGUUAACUGCCCUAAUAGAUCAGGUCUUGAUGCAGAUCAAAAACGAAGGAACUCUGACGUUCCCCGGCAAGUUGAAGGGAGAUCCCAACAAGAGACCAAGGGAUAAGUAUUGUCGCUUCCAUCGAGACCACGGGCACGACACAGCUAACUGCUACAAUUUAAAACAGCAAAUAGAGGCCCUUAUAAGACAAGGGAAACUAUAG
This is a messenger RNA of Quercus lobata, 816 nucleotides long. RefSeq lists its product as uncharacterized. The record is from RefSeq and is a predicted model, not a curated record. Bases 1 to 816 code for a protein of 271 amino acids. The transcript has a single exon. Lineage: Eukaryota; Viridiplantae; Streptophyta; Magnoliopsida; Fagales; Fagaceae.